AUGGACACAUUCCUCUUCACCUCAGAGUCGGUCAACGAAGGCCAUCCCGACAAACUCUGUGACCAGGUCUCGGAUGCCAUCCUCGACGCCUGCCUCGAGCAGGACCCGGAGAGCAAAGUCGCGUGCGAGACGUGCACAAAAACAAACAUGGUCAUGGUAUUCGGCGAGAUCACCACAAAAGCCAACGUCAACUACGAAAAGAUCGUCCGCGACACUUGCCGAGGCAUCGGCUUCAUCUCCCCAGACGUCGGCCUCGAUGCCGAUAACUGCAAAGUCCUCGUCAAUAUCGAGCAGCAAUCUCCUGAUAUUGCUCAAGGGGUCCACGGCCAUCUCACCAAGAAGCCCGAAGAGAUUGGGGCCGGUGACCAAGGCCACAUGUUCGGUUACGCAACAGACGAGACUCCAGAACUCAUGCCGUUAACUCAUGUCCUCGCCACAAAGCUCGGGGCGAAGCUAACCGAGGCUAGAAAGAACAAGACUUGCCCGUGGCUGAGGCCCGACGGGAAGACACAAGUCACUGUCGAGUAUAAAAACGAGAACGGGGCAAUGGUCCCGAUUCGGGUCCACACUGUCCUCAUCUCGACCCAACACGACGAGACGGUCACGAACGAGCAGAUCGCGGCUGAUCUCAAGGAGCAUGUGAUCAAGCCCGUUAUCCCAGCCCAAUACCUUGAUGAAAACACAAUCUUCCAUCUGAACCCAUCGGGCCGAUUCGUGAUUGGAGGCCCGCAUGGCGAUGCGGGCCUUACUGGCAGGAAGAUUAUCAUCGAUACUUACGGUGGGUGGGGUGCUCAUGGUGGUGGGGCUUUUUCCGGCAAGGACCCGACUAAGGUGGAUAGGAGUGGAGCUUACAUUGUGAGGCAGGCGGCAAAGAGUGUUGUGGCCUCGGGGCUUGCUCGGAGGUGCAUCGUGCAGGUUUCGUACGCGAUUGGUGUGGCUGAGCCGCUCUCGGUUUUUGUGGAUACGUAUAAGACGGGCAAGAUUCCGGAUAAGGAUAUUCUGGGUUUGAUUAAGGAGAACUUUGACUUCAGGCCCGGGAUGAUUGCAAUCAAUCUUGACUUGUUGAGGGGAGGGAAUUUCAGGUACCAGAAGACUGCAGCUUACGGGCACUUUGGACGUGAUGAUCCAGAUUUCACCUGGGAGACAGUGAAGGUACUGAAGCCUAAAGCUUGA
Striga hermonthica is the source of this 1173-nucleotide messenger RNA. Lineage: Eukaryota; Viridiplantae; Streptophyta; Magnoliopsida; Lamiales; Orobanchaceae. The record is from the annotation of a GenBank genome assembly.